AUGCCUGCCACUAUGCCCCAAAGCUAUCACCACCAACACAUCCUGGCCCCAAUGCCCUCCUCAAAGUCCUCAGGAAACGGCAGCAACGGGCCGACCGGCACGGGCACCACGGGCACCACUGCCAGCACAACCAGCAACACCAACGGCGCCAGCGGCAUAAACAGCAAGUCCUUCUCGACAUCAACCUUCACCCAGGAGAUCUCCCGCGCCAUGCAGGCCUCUUCCUCGCAGCAGCCCAAGUACGCCGCGUAUCCGCGCGUCAUGGAGGAUAGGUUCGAGCAUCCACCUCCGCCGCCGCCCUCGCCGGUGGGCUGGUCGAGGUCUUAA
This is a messenger RNA of Histoplasma capsulatum G186AR, 327 nucleotides long. RefSeq lists its product as uncharacterized. Lineage: Eukaryota; Fungi; Ascomycota; Eurotiomycetes; Onygenales; Ajellomycetaceae. Bases 1 to 327 code for a protein of 108 amino acids. The transcript has a single exon. The record is from RefSeq and is a predicted model, not a curated record.